Molecule: messenger RNA, 1224 nt
Organism: Lottia gigantea (owl limpet)
Lineage: Eukaryota; Metazoa; Mollusca; Gastropoda; Lottiidae
Exons: 3
Coding region: 1-1224 (407 amino acids)
Source: RefSeq, a predicted model, not a curated record
AUGCAUUUAAAAAGGACAAUAGACGAUAUAAAUCAUUAUUUUUCAAACCCUGACCCAGAUUUACCAAUAACCAUUUCACCAAUCAUUGAUGAAGUGGGGUUAUUGUUUAAUAGUUUUAGAAUAAUAUUUGAUCCAAAUUCACCACAAUUCAAAAUCGACACAAAAAACUUUAUAUUUACAUUAACAAAAGGGUUAAUAGAUUUAAUGAAUGGCGGGGAUUUUGAUCUUGCCGAUUACAAGGAUUUAGUAGCAUACUCAAAAUUUCUACAUCGAAUUAAAAGGACGGGAGCCGACACAAAUAGAUCGAAAAAAGUUAAAGUAUAUAUAAAAGCAAUUGAACAUCCUGAAUACGAAGUUGACGAAGUGGGUGAUUAUGCAGAAAAUUAUACACCAAUCAUACAAGAAAUAGACGAAUUCGAAGAUAUGGUAUCUGGACAAGGUAUAACUUUUUUAUCCGAUAACAACGAAGAAUUGCUUAAUAGAUUACGAGUAAUAUUAGCAGCAAUGAAGGAAGGACAUCGAUCAAAAAGACAAUAUAAUGAAGUAAAUUGUAUAUUAAAAAGACUCUUAGAGAAAGAUUAUGAGUACGAACUCGAUCGCAAUCAAGAAUAUGAAUUGGGAUUAAAGUAUUUCUCUGUUUACAAUUCCAUUAGAAAUAUCAACGAAAAAAAUAAUCAAAUAAAAAUAUCAACAGAUAAUGGAGUUACGUUCAAAACCAUACGUUUACUACCAGGAAGCUACGAAUACAUAGCCAUUUACGAACACCUAUCUGAAUACGCAGGUAAAAACAAUAUUGAAUUCGAAGGUAAUUUGAAUCUGAACAAAAUAAAAUUGAUAUUAAGAAAUAAUAGUCAAGUUGAUUUCAACGUAGAAAAUUCAUUGAAUACGUUACUAGGAUUUGAUAAACGAGUAUACACCCAAUCCACUUUAGCACCACACAAAGCUAAUAUCGAGAAUGAUAUCGAUGUGAUAAAUAUACAGUGCAAUUUGAUAAAUGGUGGAUUUUUCAAUAAAUACAAACGUCAGAUUAUUUACAGUCUUCCAACAUUCACUGUACCGAUAGGAUAUAGAAUUAUAGAGAAACCAUUUCAAACGACGUAUUUACCACUUAAUUCCUUUAUGAUUAAAGAUAUAAAUCUGGAAAUCAAAGAUGGUAAAAAUAGGUUUAUAGAUUUUGGUAACGAGGAAAUUGUUAUUCAACUUCAUUUAAAACAAAAAAAUUAA